Puccinia triticina is the source of this 873-nucleotide messenger RNA. RefSeq lists its product as uncharacterized. Lineage: Eukaryota; Fungi; Basidiomycota; Pucciniomycetes; Pucciniales; Pucciniaceae. The record is from RefSeq and is a predicted model, not a curated record. The transcript is spliced from 4 exons. The coding region runs from base 1 to 873 and encodes 290 amino acids.
AUGCAGUCCCAACAAAAAAUUGAAGUUUGUCUUGAGGUUGCCUUCGGUGUUUCUGAUUCGUGUCCUUUGUGGUCUGCUCGACAUCUUAAUUCCUUCAUAGGACAAGCCAUACGCGAGCACGCUGUGGCGUACCAUGAAUUUUACCAAGCCGAGGAAGUUGGCAUAGCCAAUCUCCCACCUUUCUCCACCUACGACGAGCAUCCAGAGGUCGUUCAACAUCAGGCAGAUGCCACUUCCCCGUUUGUGGGGUCUCCUGCCAAUUAUUCAUACACUCAUACUGAAGCCGAGCAGCAGCAUCCGGCUGAUCCAAAUUCUUUUUUUCGGAUGGACCAAUCGGGCUCCAAUGGAGCUGAAGGCGGCCAGCCGCCCCAGCUCGCAGAGACAAAUAUCUGCCCUGGAGUCCAGCAAUCGGCAGCAGAAGAAGUGAUGACGACAGCGCCACAGGCGGCCCCGACGGCUGACGAUCCCCUGUCAUUUCUCGACCGGGUUUCUGGUAUCUGCCGGUUCAAAGGCUGCGGUAAAGGUUUUGAUACCCGCCGCCAGGACAACCUUACCAGACAUGGUCGGACACACCUAGCGGAAAACCUACGGCCACCUAAAAUUCCUUGCCCACAUGAAAACUGCAACAAAUAUUUUGUCAACAAACAAGGCGUGUCGAGACAUUGUGAUGAAAUUCAUGGAAGCCCUUCCACACGCAAUCCCGACGAACCCAAAGGACAAUCGAGGAGCUCCAGGACCAAUCGUGUGGCAGUGGUUGGGCCAAGGGUUCUGUGUCCGGUAGCUGGGUGCAGGAAGGACUACCAGUCUAGAAACGCAUACUAUUACCGGCACCUAGAAGAAAAGCAUCCGGAAUAUGUUCUACCUGAAGAUUGA